Messenger RNA from Haliotis rufescens (red abalone), 1961 nucleotides. RefSeq names its product mitochondrial inner membrane protease subunit 1-like. The transcript is spliced from 6 exons. The record is from RefSeq and is a predicted model, not a curated record. Gene Ontology annotation, molecular function: serine-type endopeptidase activity. Gene Ontology annotation, cellular component: membrane; mitochondrial inner membrane peptidase complex. Lineage: Eukaryota; Metazoa; Mollusca; Gastropoda; Lepetellida; Haliotidae. Bases 189 to 665 code for a protein of 158 amino acids.
UCUAAUACAACUUACAAAUUAUGUCCCCUUUUUACGCCAACAGUGUGCAUGAUGUGAUGAACACAAACUGAGCAUUAUCAUGUAAAGACCGAUAUGCAGCAAAGCUUACAACUAUGCAAAAGCCCAUUAUUUAGUGAUUAAGGGUAAGGCGAGUGUGCCAUCAGGAUGACAGUAUUUUAAAGCAGACGAUGUUCCGGCGAGUGCUGGGUAAAUCAGCUGGUGUUCUGUUCUACUUUGUACAGUAUGGAGCUAUUGCCCACUGUGCUCUAGAGUUCGGUGGGGACUUUGUGAUGUGUAGCGGACCGUCCAUGGAACCCACAAUACACAGCGGGGACAUUGUUCUCACCGAACACGUCAGCACUUACAGGACAUUAAUUCAAAAGGGUGAUGUGGUGGUAACUCGUUCCCCUGUGAACCCCCACUACUUCCUGUGCAAGAGAGUGGUUGGCCUAGCAGGGGACAAUGUGUUCAACGGGUCAUCACAGACAUUCAAGAGGAUCCCACCUGGACAUGUAUGGCUGGAGGGAGAUAACAAAGACAACUCCGCUGACUCCCGGGAAUACGGACCAGUUCCCUAUGCCCUCAUCAGAAGCAGGGUGUUCUACAAGAUCUGGCCCCCAAGGAACAUGGGAACACUGACCAUGAUGCUGGACCAGAACAGAUGACCCCUGCCAACAUGUUGUAUCACAUGCAGCCUCAGAAAUUGUUUGUUUUAAGACUGGUACAGGGCCCCUUUCCACAAAGCGAUCUUAGCACUAUGACUAUGGUAAGUCUAUGUUAAAUCAUGGGAGUUAAGAUCACCUUAGUGCAAAGAUUGCUUUGUGGAUAGGAGACCUGAGGACUAGUUGAAACCUUAGUUCUCUGGUCCUCAGUUUGUAGUGAGUACUGUUUGAACGAGACAAAUAUAUUUACCACUAUCAGAUUUAAUCAAUUUUAAUUUGUAGCAAAAUUGAAGCUUUGAGAACAGGUUCUGAAUUAUCGCUCUCAAGUGCUACCAGGCAAUAAGGACAACCAUCAUUGGAUUUUUGCUUGUCCUCAGCAAAAUGUAGUCUUCAGGUAGUGGUACUGGUAGCGUGAAUUUUGAAGGCUGAUAUAUACCAACAGCAGAAGGAUGACCCAUGACUUUAUACUUGGGGUUUUGCUAUAUGCUAACCUCAUGUUUCCAUACAUAUCACGUUUAUACUUGACUCAUAAUAAUACUAUAUAUAAGAUAGCUGCGUGAUGAAUUGUGAGACGGGGGCAUGGGUGGUCCAUUCAUCUAAGGCACCUCUAUUCACUGUGCAGAGUUGUGCCCCUGAGCUGGCCAGAAACCUAUGAUUGUAGGGUCCAAUCCUAGUCACCCUGAUUAUGUUUCUCGGAUUGUUAGCACCAGACCAUUUCACCAAAGUGGUAAAUGUCUAAGACCAGCAUCGCUUCAGACUUUCCUCUAACAUCAGCAUGACAUGUCACGAUAUAAAUGAAGUACUGCUCACAGUGGUGUCAAAUCAGUCUCCCUUGCUCACAGUCAAAUAUAGCGAAAUGUGUUGUAAUUAAGGUUUCAAGUUCACUACUAAAAGUAGCCACUACGAACAUGUCUACAGCUAGCUUUACCUUUGAACCUGCUUUGAAAUAUUUGGUAUGGUAUAGUGACCUUGCUGUAUCAUUUCACCCCUAUUUACUGAUAAAUGGCUAGCCAUGUCAUGCAUAACAAUUUGUGGUCAAGAAGUUUCCACGCGAUUUGACGUAAAUAUGUGUAUCGCGAUACAUAUCAUUUUGUGACCUAUGUAUCGUGAUAUGUAUGGUAUAGUGAUCUUGCUGUAUCGUUUCACCCCUGUUAACUGAUACAUGGGUAGGCAUGUCGUGUGUCACAUGAUGUAGUCAGGUGUAAAUUCACAAUGCGUCUUUUCAGGGGUUUUUGAGAUUCACCCAUUACAGGAUCACGUGUCUGACAUUGAGAAGAAUAAAAUAAAAAUCAUUUUUAA